AUGGCGGCCAUCAGCAGAAAAGAAGUGCUGAGGUUGUUGUCCCGGUUUGGAGCGAUUAUUUUGACCCGAUUUGGGUUUUGGAACUGUUUCAGUAUGCUGAUGUUGUUUGCAGAGCGGGCGGAUAUUAAAAGAAAGCCUGAUAUCCAGGUGCCCUAUUUGUAUGUUGAUAUGGGAGCUGCUGUGCUGUGUGCCAGCUUCAUGUCCUUUGGCGUAAAGAGGAGGUGGUUUGCACUUGCUGCUGCCUUGCAGUUGGCUGUCAGCACUUACGCUUCAUACAUUGGAGGUCAGGUUCACUAUGGUGAUUGGCUGAAGGUGCGAAUGUAUUCUCGGGCCAUUGCUGUCAUAGGUGGUUUCCUUGUACUGGCCAGUGGAGCAGGGGAAGUGUAUCGGCAGAAGCCCCGCACCAGGUCCCUGCAGUCUACCGGACAGGUCUUCUUGGGGAUCUACUUGAUCUGUGUGGCAUACUCCCUCCAGCACAGCAAGGAGGAUAGGAUGGCCUACCUGAACCACAUCCCUGGUGGGGAGGUCACCCUGCAGUUGCUAUUUGUGCUAUAUGGGGUGCUGGCCCUCUCCUUCCUCUCGGGCUACUAUGUGCGACUGGCCGCCCAGAUCCUGGCCACCCUGCUGCCACUAGUGGUGUUGUUCAUCGAUGGCAACAUCGGGUACUGGCACCACACCCGACGUGUGGAGUUCUGGAACCAAAUGAAGCUGAUCGGGCAGAAUGCAGGGAUCUUUGGGGCGGCGCUGAUCCUGGCCACCGACGGCUGAGUAUGCUGGUCCUCAGGAGCGCAGCAGCCCGUCCAGAGAGGGGAGGGCAGGCAGGUGUCCCGGGGAGGGGGGUGUGGGCAGCCACCAUGUCACCGCCAUCCUUUUAGCCCUAAAGACUGAACCAGGCAUUCGGGGUGGGGAUGUGGGUUGGAUGGGAGGGGUGAUCUCUCCUCGGACCACUCUGCCAUUGGGUGCUCAGCCUCCCCUCUGUCCUUCUGUGCAGCUUACCUUCUUCACGCAAAAUACAGGGAGCCCUGAUUUUCAUAAUCUUGAAAAUAAAAAUAUAAUGUUUACAUGUUUUUUUAAAAAAUGUA
This is a messenger RNA of Megalops cyprinoides (Indo-Pacific tarpon), 1082 nucleotides long. RefSeq names its product transmembrane protein 101 (gene tmem101). The record is from RefSeq and is a predicted model, not a curated record. Bases 1 to 768 code for a protein of 255 amino acids. NCBI's taxonomy places the organism in Eukaryota, Metazoa, Chordata, Actinopteri, Elopiformes, Megalopidae. Gene Ontology annotation, biological process: positive regulation of canonical NF-kappaB signal transduction. The transcript is spliced from 4 exons.